Xiphias gladius (swordfish) is the source of this 1885-nucleotide messenger RNA. RefSeq names its product RAD1 homolog (S. pombe) (gene rad1). The record is from RefSeq and is a predicted model, not a curated record. Gene Ontology annotation, biological process: DNA damage checkpoint signaling; DNA repair. The transcript is spliced from 8 exons. Gene Ontology annotation, molecular function: 3'-5' exonuclease activity. Lineage: Eukaryota; Metazoa; Chordata; Actinopteri; Istiophoriformes; Xiphiidae. Gene Ontology annotation, cellular component: nucleus; checkpoint clamp complex. The coding region runs from base 321 to 1154 and encodes 277 amino acids.
UGUGGUGUCCAGCUGCAGUAAUGUAUGGCGGAGCUGGGACACAAAGAUGACCAGCCAACUUCACUGCGGCGUCGACAGAGUUUCACCGGGGCCGUUAGUGCAGCAAAGUUAAAGGCAUAACAGACGGGCUUCAAGUGUCAGGAUGCGAGCUGUAUCUGACAGUUUAUUCCUCAAACAACGAAAUCUCUGGAAUGUACUCGCACAUGCGCAAAACCUAUUUCCGCAGAAGAAGAAGUACGAAGAAGAAAAAGCGGACUUAACCGUGACACCGGUCUUCAAAACACAACCGUAGGAGUCUCUGAAUUGCAGGUUUUGCUACAAUGCCCCUGUCCACCCAGUCUCAGGCUGAGGAUGAACAGUACAUUCUAGUGGCCAGUUUGGAUAAUGCUCGCAAUCUCUCCAACAUACUGAAAGCUAUCACCUUCAAAGACCAUGCCAUCUUCAGUGCCACACCCAACGGCCUGAAGGUCACUGUGGAGGACUCCAAGUGUCUGCAAGCCAAUGCAUUCAUCCAGGCUGAGAUCUUCCAGGAGUUCACCAUAAAGGAAGAUUUGGUGGGUUUUCAGGUCAAUCUCACUGUUUUGUUGGACUGCCUCAAUAUCUUUGGAGGAAGCGCAGCACCAGGAGUAUCAACAGCCUUGCGGAUGUGCUACAGAGGGUAUGGUUACCCUCUGACCUUGUUCCUGGAGGAGGGUGGAGUGGUGACUGUUUGCAAGAUCAACACACAAGAGCCAGAAGAGCCGAUUGACUUUGAUUUCUGCAGCACCAACGUCACAAAUAAGGUGAUCUUGCAGUCAGAGAGCCUGAAAGAACCUUUCUCUGAACUGGAUAUGACCAGCGAGGUGCUACAGAUCACCAUGUCCCCUAACCAGCCAUACUUUAGGUUAUCUACAUUUGGAAACUCUGGAAAUGCUCAUUAUGAUUAUCCCAAAGACUCAGAAAUGAUGGAGUUGUUUCGGUGCACCAAGACACAAACCAACAGGUACAAGAUGUCCCUGCUGAAGCCAUCCACCAAAGCCCUGGCUUUGUCCUGUAAAGUCUCUGUGAGGACAGACAGCAGGGGCUUCCUCUCUCUGCAGUACCUGGUCAGGAACGAGGAUGGACAGAUCUGCUUUGUGGAAUAUUAUUGUUGUCCAGACGAGGAAGUGGAUUGAUUACAGUGCAUCCAUUAAAUUCCACUUUAAAUUAGCUCCGUAACUUCGGUAGUGGUCGGUUGCUUUGAGUGCAAGAACGAGAGGACCAAGUCUGCCAGAGGAGGCAGUACAGCCAGUGGGGUGCACACACACAAAAAAAAAAAAAUGCAGUACUUCUAGUUGGCAUAAUGGAUAAGGGACACAGCGGAGCAUUGCCACUGGACUUGUAGAAAGAUAAUGUCCCCCACCUGGUCUUGCCAUUUACCUGUGUAGUUAUAUCACUAUCAUACAGAGUUCAUUAUUUCAUAGAUUCGUAAGAUGAUUGUAUGUACAGUUACUGUAUGUUGUAUUGUUUGUUCCUAUGGAGACCCAGCUAUUUUGAGUCAGAAGCCCCUCAACAUGUGAACACUGCCUGUAACUUUGUAAGUUCUUUGAGGUUUGCCUACGUACGGUACGUAUCUGAUGUCAUGUUAUCAGAGCAGACAUGGCACACUGAUACUUUUUCCUCAAGGUGUCUAGUGAGGUGUGUGUACGGUAGGUUUACUCUCCACGGGCCUUAGAUUUCUCUGCAGCUCUACACGUACAUCGCCACUUGGCUAUAAUCUGUCCCUGAUGUUGAAUUGUGUGUUCUGACACCUUUCAUGACAUUUGUCUGGAGUAUACAUCAGAUUAUACUGAGAGUAAGUUUGAAUUGUUUUAUUUCCAUGACAUAGAAAACAACUGUAGUCAACCUUAAUAAACAAUUUUUUUUA